Messenger RNA from Engraulis encrasicolus (European anchovy), 2666 nucleotides. RefSeq names its product LIM domain and actin binding 1a (gene lima1a). The record is from RefSeq and is a predicted model, not a curated record. Bases 36 to 1982 code for a protein of 648 amino acids. Gene Ontology annotation, molecular function: actin filament binding. Gene Ontology annotation, biological process: actin filament bundle assembly. The transcript has 11 exons. Gene Ontology annotation, cellular component: plasma membrane; actin cytoskeleton. NCBI's taxonomy places the organism in Eukaryota, Metazoa, Chordata, Actinopteri, Clupeiformes, Engraulidae.
CAGAGAAAAGAGAGGAAACAACAAGCAGAGUUGCCAUGGAUACCAGCAGCAGCUCAUUCCAAAGAGGAGAGAAGAACUCUCAGUCCAUGCGCAUGGCCGCCAAAGAGGUCUCCAUUGUGGGCAAGAAUACCACAAGCUCCAUCGCUGAGCGCUUCUCCAAGUACCAAAAAGCAGCGGAGGACAUCAAGGGGGACAAGAAGAAAACAGUUGUGGAGAACCUGCCCUCCACCAGUGGCAAUUUGACCGCUCUGAAGAAGCGCUGGGAGAAGGCCUCGUCCAUUGAGGAAGACCCUGACGCAUCAUCCACCACCAGCACCACCACCACUGGAGAAACCCGAGCUUUGCGCCCCCCAGCCAGGCCUGCUGCCCGGGAUCCCAUGUCAGAGGAGCAGGAUAUGGAGAGCCAGGAGAGACGCCAGGAGAUGGACCCCAGUGCCACCAGCGUGCCCAGCGCCACAGAGAAGCCCAACGUGCCCCUCACCAGCCUGAAGAUGAUGUUCGAGAAGGGGGAGAACAUGCAGAAGAAGGUGUCCAAGGAAUCCAGCCGUAUGGGGUCUAGCACCAGCAUGCCAGAGAACAUGCAUCUGCAAGGUGGAGAGAAAGUUGAGACGACUCCGCUGCGGGACCGGAUGGCCAUCUACCAGGCAGCUGUGUCCAAGCAGGAUAUCCUCAGCACUCCCUCUCGCACCAGUGACUUGGUUCAAAAGGAGAACGUUCCUCCAAGUACUGUGGAGACGUGUGCUUCAGAGCCCAACAGCAGAAAGGGUUCCUCAACGGACAGCAAUGGAACUGCACCCAUGUCUCCUUAUGAUGCCACUCAGCCUAAAUCAGCCAAGAAGUUCAGCUUGCCUACACGGGAGACGUGUGUGAUGUGCCAGAAGACAGUGUACCCUCUGGAGCGGCUGAUGGCCAAUCGGCAGGUCUUCCACAGCACCUGCUUCCGCUGCAGCCACUGCAACACCAAGCUCAGUUUGGGCAACUACGCCUCCCUGCACAACAGUGUCUACUGCAAGCCCCACUUCUGCCAGCUCUUCAAGGCCAAGGGCAACUAUGACGAGGGCUUUGGACACCGGCCACACAAGGAGCUGUGGGAAGGCUCGCCCAAACCUGUGCCAGAAGAGAAGCCGAGGGAGAGCACAGUGACUGCUGAGAGGAUCACAAGCCCCGUGGUGGAGGACUCUCCCCUGGCCAAGGUGAACGUGGUGAUGGCCUCCCUGGAAACGCGCUCCCUGGCCGGCUCCCUGGAGAAGGUCCCUACUGGCUCUGUGGAGCGUCUGACCGAGACGGGCCGCCUGAAGAUCUCCUGGCCUCCUCGAGCUGCUGCUGCUGCAGCCGGUGACGGGUCACCUGCACCUGUGGCCCAGCCCCUGCGAGAGGCCUGUGGAAACCCCGUGGUUGCUUCCGGCGCUGGAGCUGUACCUGUUCCGGAGAGUCCCGGGGUGCGGUCGCUGUGCGCCAAGUGGCCACCGGAGGGCGACGUCUUGUCGCCGGUCCACAGUCCAGAGCUGUCUGAGCUCACCAGCCUGCGCAGGACCUCGUCUCUGAGGGAGCGCAGCCGACAGUUCUGCCGCAACCCGAACGCCCCGUCCUCCCUGUCGUCCUCCGUCCCCAAAGACGCGUGCUCGUCCCUGCCUCAGCUGGCCAAGAUGUCCACAGAGGACCAGGAAGUGAGUUUGACCAAUCAGAGCCCUGAACAGGAAGAGGAGGAGGAAGUGGCACCAAGUAACACGGAAGAGGAGGAGCUAGAGCUAGAGCAAGAGCAAGAGCAAAAGGAGGAGGAAGCAGCAACCCUGCAGCAAGAGGGAAAGCAACAGGCUGAAGAGGAGGAGGAGGAGGAGGAGGAGGCGAUGAUGGCCAGUGAUGAAGAAGAGAUGGAAGCAGAGGAGCAGCAGCAGGAGAUGUCUGUGGAAGACGUGAUUAGACAGAAUCGCCACUACGAAGGGGAAGAAGAGGAGGAAGAAGAGGAAGAGGAGGAUGUAUAAUAUUGGACUACCUAGCACCAAAAAUGCCAAGAAAACUGAGAGCAUGACUGUUUUAGUAUUAUUAUUAUGCCCAUCAUAUUCUUUUUGGCUCAAUCUAUCUGAUUUAACCAAAGCAAAUGUCUAUCCAAACGUUUUCCUCCAAUAUGGCUGUGGUGCAGUGAUUUCCAUCGGUCUCUGCAGGUGCCUGUGACUGCUGCAGAGGAGGUAAAGCACUGCAUCUGAUGGUGCAGCUCUACAAGUCAUAUCAUACAGGACACUAUAUAUUAUCCAGUGUAUCAGCUUUGUAUGCGUCUUUUUAAGUGAUUUUUAAGUGGUUUUGCAUUACUAAGUCGCUUGAGACUGAGAUGCAAAGCAUUGUUUUGUCUGUUCACCCUCCCUCCCAUCCAACAUCCCUUGUUAUGGGGGUGUUGAUGUGAAACAUUUUAAUGUCAUUUUAUUUUGGUUUUAAAUCUUCUUUUUCUUCAAGACUAUCCUUACUCUCAUUGUAUGUUUUGUGUCAUGUUUGUAUUUUGGUCAUGUUAUGUUGAUGGUCUGACAAGGCUUUUUGGGUCUUCCUAUUCACUUGUUUCAACUUGUUCAAUAAUUGCACCGUGUGGGUUGUUUAAAGGUCUUAUUCAAAUGUGAACUUGAUCAAUUUAACCAUUUGUGACAAAUGUGCUGAAAUAAAUAAUUUCUAUACAUCCA